Molecule: messenger RNA, 636 nt
Organism: Cyprinus carpio (common carp)
Lineage: Eukaryota; Metazoa; Chordata; Actinopteri; Cypriniformes; Cyprinidae
Source: RefSeq, a predicted model, not a curated record
ACCCACAUAAAUAUGAUCCACAAACUGGAAUAAGUUUGCCUCGUAACCAAGCAGUCAUGACUUAUCAGCUAGAGGAAUUGAAAUCAACUUUUGCAGAUGCAGACCCUGAGUGUAUACAAGCGUGUUGCAAGACAUACUUUGAAACACUUCGGAGAAAGUACAAUUUGUCAGAAAAGCCAGAAAAGCCAGAAAAGUCCCAGCUAAGAGAUGCCAUUAAAACAGGAGCUAAAAACCGACAAAGGAAAAGACGGUUGCUGGAUUCCAGGUCCAAGGUUGUUCAAACCGAUGCAGAGAGAGAGCUUUGGCAGACUGCAACAGUGGAGCUGAUGUCUGACGAGGAGGAUGCCAUUGUUGAUGGAAGGCCAGUGUGGAUUGUGAGGUCUCCAUCUCACAGGAACCCACAAUUGUCAGAACUUUGUGAGGAGCUUCAGCGCAGAUUGGAGGCAGACAUGCGCUACACUAUUUUGCAUCAUCAGCGUGUUAAGGCUGAUGGAAAUGGACAUGAUGGACCUUCCUUUAUUCAACUUUAACUAAACUGCACUGGUUUUGCAAUUUUAAUAAUUGCACCACAAACUGCACAUUUUCACUUAUUCUCUUCUAUUUUAUCUUAUUCUUUGUAUACUUAUUAGGUUAGAU